Molecule: messenger RNA, 5328 nt
Organism: Echinococcus granulosus
Lineage: Eukaryota; Metazoa; Platyhelminthes; Cestoda; Cyclophyllidea; Taeniidae
Product: AT-rich interactive domain-containing protein 4A
Exons: 21
Coding region: 1-5328 (1775 amino acids)
Biological process (GO): regulation of transcription by RNA polymerase II
Cellular component (GO): nucleus
Molecular function (GO): transcription cis-regulatory region binding
Source: RefSeq, a predicted model, not a curated record
AUGGCGUCACGAGUUGGAUCCGAAACACCAACAUCAUCUGUCAUGAGCACUUCUGAAGGUGGCGGUGGCCAUGAACCCAAGUCUGCGCCCGUAUUUCUUCCAGUUGGAGCCGCUGUUAGUGCAAAAUAUCGCGGCGCCUUUUGCGAAGCGUUGAUUGAACGGGUGACCCUUAACUAUCGUAUUCGAGUUCAAUUAAAGGAUAAGAAGGUCUGCGUCACUCUAGACAAAAACAGCAUUCUAUCCGGCAACAUCGAGCCCAAUGCAGAGGUGUCUGUGCUUAUCAAGGGUGGAGAGUACGCUUCCACCAGUCCACAGACUGCCUCGAUUGUCCGGAUUACUGAUCUCAGUCUCUACACAGUCGUUUUUGAUGAUGGUGACAAGCGCAGCCUAAAACGAACGCAACUAGUACUGAAGGGUGAGCGUCACUUCAAGGAAAGCGAAAGCCUUGAUCGUCUGCCCCUGACGAACCCUGAGCAGUUCAAGCAGCCUGUGAUUGAUCGUAACAGGCGGUAUCAGUCCAGCUUGGAAGAUGAUGACGAUGCAGAUGGGGAAGAGACUCGUCCACGACGCACAGAUGCAUUGAAAGCAGUCGUAGGUGAAGAGGGUGACGAGGAUAGGGAAGAGGAGGAGGAGGAAUGCACGACUCUGGCAGAGACUACUUCUCUAGCAGGCGAGGAAGCAGUGGUGGCUGCAGCAGGACGAAAGGCAAAAAAACUAUCAUCUGGUGGAGGACCUCGACGAAAAUUGAGCACUUCCGCUGCUAUCACUGCCUCCGGUGUUACCGCAGAGGUGGAUGCGGAUGACACCACCGGCACUACCACCGCUCCAGCUGUUUCUAGUGAUGAACAUGACGAGAAUGGGAGUUAUCGUCGUCUCCUUGGCUCCCUUGUAAUGAUUGAUAUGCCUAUCGUUUCAAAAAAUGACUCCUCCCUCUCCUCAACCACAACUGGAGAUACUUCUGCAUUGGCCACAGCCUCAAGACGUCGCUAUGCACCCGGAUUGGUUACUUUACCCUCUGCCAUGCCAUCCAUCGACCUCAAAGCCGUCUCCUCUGCCCCCAAGGACACUGUUUUCCUCGUGAAGUCAUUUCGCGAAAAUCGAUUCUAUGCUGUUCCAAGGUCCUACCUGGAGCCUCUGUCCCGAGCCAAAGCCGUCAAAUUGGCACAUCGAAAUCCUGGCCUGCGAACAGCCUUUGAGAGGGCGAUUCUCUGGCUUGAUCGUCGAGAGUUGCCCGCUUCUUGGGGCUCCGAUUUGGAUACUCUUCUUGGACCCAACUGGCGAUCGGAACCGAUUUCCAAUGACGAUAACCCAGAACUUCCGAAACCUCGUCAUGAUUCAGCCUCGGUGGUUCGGAAGAAGUUGCGUCGCCGACGUCGACAUCGAUCACCAUCAUCAUCUUCAGCUGACGCCUCUUCUUCCUCUUCGUAUUCCGCCUCCGACUCAUCAUGUGUUUCCAUUGUUGCUUCAUCCAGCGAAGGUGAAGCCGCUAGCCCGCCCCUCAAGAGGAAACCACGUCCUUCUAAACCUAUCAAACGUCGUCAACAGCGUCGCAGAAAGACGUCCUCCAUAUCAAGAAGCUCUGCGGCCAGCAGCAGUGCUGGUGCUGACGAUAACGUUGGCAGUAAUGUGGAAGCUGAUGAUGGUGGAGGUUAUGACAGCGACGCUUCGACAAGUUCUGACUCGCCAGAGUACUUUGAGGAAAGGGACAGGUGGAUUGCGAAGCUCUAUCGAUUCAUGGAUGCGCGUGGAACCCCUAUCAACAAGGCACCCAGUAUAGCUAACAAGGAUUUGGAUUUGUUUAAACUUUACAGGAAAGUUGAUCGCUUAGGUGGCUUCCAUCGCGUCACUUCGCAGUUGAAAUGGGCCGCAGUAUACUCGGAGAUGGACUUACCGCAUAAUUUCGCCGCCGGACCCAGAAGCCUUCAGACGGCCUUCAAAAAAUACCUCUUUCCUAUCGACGAUCUAUCGCGUAAACUUGGCACCAGUUUGGAUGAGAUUCCCAUUCCUUUACCGCGAAAAUCGAAAGCAACAGCAUUGUUGACCGCCACUCCUACUACUGCUGGGGAUUCCUCGAACUUGGGGCAGAAGUCUGCUUCCAAGGCAGCAUCUGCAAGCGCUCAGGCGGUGAAAACGCUGGGCAAAGCAGAUGAGACUAAGAAGGAGGCUGGUCAACGUAGGGCCGCUGGAACAAAGGAUGAAAAACUCUCAAAGAUCCCAGAUUCCAAGACAAGACCUUCAACUUCAUCCACACCAGGAGCAUCGAUAUCUAGACCUUCCUCCAGUUUCGUGACCUCAAAGAAGACCUCACCUUCCACAGACGCUGCACCGUCACAGAGAAAGGAGAAAAAGACAUCCCAGGCAGCAUCAUCGACCAUCUCUUCCAUCUUCGACUCUACCACCUCUAAGAAUCACAUUUCACGGAAAUCAGCUACGCCUGAACCAUCACUUCCACCACCACCCCCGCUCCCGCCUUCUUUGGUAUCCUCGAGGAAACCCACCACUUCAAGACAACGGUCGACUGGCGGUGGGAGUGGAGGAGAAUUUUUCGAUGAACCACGCAGCGCAAGCAGUAGUCCUGUUCUUCCCACUUUCGAAAAUGAACCCUUAAAUAGUGAUGAUCCCAGCAGCCCUCAAUCUCCGAUUCCGGUGGGUACUAUGGUUCGCGUGCGUCAUGAGGGACACUGCUACAAAGCUAAGAUCGUUCAACACGUCUACGACCCCAUGCGACCAGUAUCCAUGGCUGAGGGAGAGAGAAAAGAUUCGACGAUGCCAGUAGCAAUGCAAGGACAGCUCCGUUACCGAAUUCACUAUGCUGGAUGGAACGCGCGGCACGACGAGGUUAUCGAUCGGGAGCGAAUCAUUUCACCAAUCAGUUAUGUCAGACGCUCACCCUCUUGUUCUACGCUUAACCUCAUAGAUCCUGCCUCUUCCGCCUUUUCUGAAGAUAUAGAAACUGUCUCAGAUAGCGGGGGGAGACAGCAAGGGCAGAGACGUUUACAGAAACAGCGCGCGAGACAAACGCAACAACAGCAGCAACGCAGUCGACAGUCAGUCAAGCGGCCGCAUAGCUUGUCAACUGCGUGUGAUAGUGACUCAGCAGUGGCAUCCACUAGCGUGAAAAAGGUGUAUAGAGCUGCAACUCCAGAGGAGGUUAAAUCCACUUCAAACAAGAGGAAUUCGGGUGUUCCGACAGUGGACGUACAACAAGCGAAGAAGCGGCGCCUCCAAGCGGAGGGUAAGUUUGCUGAGAGCAAACUCAAUAGGGCAGAAAGUGAACCGACGCGCGGUGUCGGUCAAGCGACAGCAAAGUCCGUCACAAAGAUGACGACGACGACGGGCACCACACCAGCCACUACCGGUAGCAUUGUCGAUGCUGCUACGUCGCUGGCUCAGUCGCCUAAUUUGCUAAAGAAAGUUAUGUGUAGGGAGCCCGUGGAGUUGAAAUCGCCACCAUCUCUAUCGACAGCAAUAACAACGAAGGUGAUAACACCGCCAACGAAGUCCUCUUCCUCUAAGCUGGGUCUGGAGGAUAUAAGCUCCGAUGAAGAUGGUUUUCCACCACAGCAAUCCAACAUCCCGGAAUCUCAACAGUCAUUGUCACCGACAUCGCUUCCGCCACCGUCUUUGUCCCCACCGGCGAAGCGAAUUAAGCAGGAGCCGACUGCGUCAAAAGUUGUGAAGACUGGUUCAGUCUCGUCACCGAAAUCGGCUAAGGCUACAGCGCUGGCAUCACCACCAUCACCUGGGAAGGGAUCUGCGAUCAAAGUCGGAAGUUCUGUCUUCCGUCGUCCUACAGCCAUCAAAAAGCUCACAAAGCUGAAACCCGAGGAAGGCGAAGGUGUGGAAGAACAGGAAGAGGAACAGCAAGAAGUGAAAGAGGAGGAGAAGGUGGCGAAGAUCCUCUAUCCUGUCAAAGCCUCCUUAACGCCUCUCUCCUCCCCUUCGACCUCACCUCGUUCUUCUGAGGCUAUCGAUAACGCCUCUUCCGCGUUUAAAUCCCCUGCUGUUGCCGCAGCCGUCGCUUCCUCAUCUUCUGAAGACGGAGACGAUGGAGAUAAGGUCAAUCUCGUGGCUGCAAGCGAUGUGUUACCUCGGCUCACUCGCAGCCAGCAUCGCCUCAUCCUCGGUGACACUCCUCCUGGGGCUCAACUCCUCACGGCCACUGCAAAUCCACCAGCAGCGGUGAAGAAGGAAGAGGAGAAUGCGGAAGUGACAGAACUGAAAGAAAGGGGCAAGGAAGUGGCAGCUGCUUCCAUGAAGAAGCUGGAGAAAGAGAAGAAAUCGUCCACAAGUGUGGGCAAGAAGACUGCGAAUGCGAGCGAGAAGAAUGUAUUAAAGAGGGACGAAAAGGCAGCAAUAUCCUCGCCUCCAACUCCAAAGGCUUCUGCAUCGUCUCCACCACUACCAGAGCCUUCAGCGUGUAGGCUUUCAACUCGUCCUCCCUCGCCUAUCGGCUCUGUCAUCUCAGAUUCUACAGAACCUAUGAGACUUUCCCCUCCUUCCGACAUGCUGCUCCCGGAAUAUAGAACUGUGGUUUCAAGGCCCACCCAAAUACCCUCCACUUCCUCUGCUUUUGAUGCUUCUGGAUCUAGUAGUUCAACCCCCGCUCGAUCUAGCAGUGCCGAAGUAUCUGCAUUGGAAGAAGAGGAGGGAGAAGCAGAAGAGGAAGAGGAAGAAGGAGAGGAUAUGGAGAUGUCAAAAUCACCUCUGCCACCUCCACGACCCUCUGGUGGACGUGGUAGAUCUCCACGUGGUGCCCCUGGUCGAGUGGUAUCUUCAGCCUCUUCGGGUUUCCGGACUGGCAGAAGGGGUAUACGUGGACGUCGUGGAGCAGCUAACAUGACCACGACAACAGCCGUAAGGUGCUCUUCACUCUCUCAAAGCUCGCCAGUUUCAGAAGGCUUGACUAUUACGGGAGCGACGGCAUCUGGGGUAAAUACUCCAGCACCUCCCACACCGACGGUCCGUCGAUUUGGAGGUCCUUAUUACCCUAUUCCUAAUCUGGAUAUCCUGCCCUCGGGCACCAGGUGUCUGGUUAUGCAACAGCGUCUCAUGCAGAUCAUUGAGGCCUGGAGAUCCGCCAAGCAGAUGCUGAAAGCAGUGGAUCAGCGUGCUGCGGCAGUGAUGGCGGCGUCGUCUUCUUCCGCAAAUACACCCUCUGGAGGUCCUGGAACCGGCGGCGGCAGCAGUGGUAGUUGUGGACGUGGUGGAGGUGGUAUCGGCGGUGCAGCUAGGCGUGGUGGAGGUGGAUUUCGUGGCGGUCCUAGACGACGACCACCGUCGGUGAACUUGGUAGAAGAACCUCCAGCCUCCUCGGUGGGUGCCUGA